Molecule: messenger RNA, 1566 nt
Organism: Lacerta agilis (Sand lizard)
Lineage: Eukaryota; Metazoa; Chordata; Lepidosauria; Squamata; Lacertidae
Gene: BCL7B
Product: BAF chromatin remodeling complex subunit BCL7B
Exons: 6
Coding region: 97-708 (203 amino acids)
Source: RefSeq, a predicted model, not a curated record
GCACGGCGGGUGUGGGGGCAGUCGCGCGCAUGCGCAGCGCGACUGGACAAAGCUGCUGCUGCUGCGAGAGCUGGCGCUGCCGGGGCCACGGGCGCCAUGUCGGGUCGCUCGGUGCGGGCCGAGACCCGCAGCAGGGCCAAGGAUGACAUCAAAAAAGUUAUGGCGGCCAUCGAGCGCGUCCGCAAAUGGGAGAAGAAAUGGGUGACGGUGGGAGACACAUCCCUGCGGAUAUUCAAGUGGGUGCCUGUUGCCGACAGCAAAGAGAAAGAGAAGUCCAAAACCUGCAGCACUCCUGCUUCCCUGGAGCAGAACGGCUUCCCAGCUGAAGGGGCAGCUAACUCUUCGCUCCUUCUGGAGUUCCAGGAUGAGAACAGCAACCAGAGCUCCCUCUCGGACACCUACCCACUCAAGGCAGACAGCAGCCUGGCCUCCAGCCCCAGCCCCCAGCAGAGUGAGUCCAUGAGCCCCAGCCACGCCUCCGACUUCCGGGCUGACGACUCUCAGCCGCCCACGCUGGGGCAGGAGCCCUUGGAAGAGCCUGCCCUUCCGCCCUCUGAAGUAGCCGAUGAGCCUCCAACUCUCACGAAGGAAGAGCCGGUGCCACUGGAGGCCCAGGUGCCUGGCACAGAGGAGGAUUCCGGCGCACCUCCGCUCAAGCGAUUUUGCACAGACCAGAACGCCACGUGCCAGGUGGCCUCCGAGAGCUAGCCAGCUCGCCCGCUUCUGCCCCUUCCCAAGAGUCAGCCCGCCCCCAGGAUGCCACUCUGUCUCAAAGUCGGCAUUCUCUUCCGCCUCCGCUCCCCUCCAAGAAUCAACUUGCUGUUCCCACAGCCCUUCCAAAGGCCGCAUUUCUCCCCCUACCACCCCGUGCAAUAUUUUCCCGAUGCCCCUCGGAGCCAGCCGGCCACAUCCUCCCAAUCCGCACGCCUAAAGGACAAGGCGUUGCCGGGGCUUCUCCUGUCCGCUUUUUAAUUUGCCCUCUUUGUGGCUCCGGGGACGACCCCUUGGGAGGUUUCCGUAGGGAAAGAGGAGUUGUCAGCACUUAACGGGCAACCCCGAGGUCCACGCACCCCCUCUCCUCCUGCAGGGAGCGAAUGACUCUCUUGCAAGGAGAGGAAGGGCCUGGCGGGGAGCCCAGCUGGGAUGCUGUGCAAUAGUUGUGGGGUUAAGCCAUUAGCACUGGAGUAAGCCAGGUCUCUGCUCACCAAGCAGUGGGCCCUCGCUGGAGGUGGGAUAUGUCCGAAGAAGCCAAGGCUGCCUUGGCUGGGGUCAAGUGGCCAGAAGGCACCUUCCCUUGCCAGCGGGGCUUGCCUAGCCUUGGGGGGUCAAGGAGGCCGCCCUGGGCACCAAAGGGACCCUGCAGCCCUCAUGGCGGGAGCAGCUGCCACCGACCCCGAUGGCCCCCUCCUGCCUCUGCAGACCUGUCCCCUCCGUCGCGAUCCGCAUGCAGAAUGGAGUUUGCGAUCGAGGCCCUGCUGUGGCGCGGAGUGCCCAGCCACACAGGGAAGCAAAGAGAUAUUUUAGCACUGAAGAGAAUAUUUUUAAAAUUAAAACUAUUUGAAGUAA